Bombus pascuorum is the source of this 2189-nucleotide messenger RNA. RefSeq names its product ATP-dependent RNA helicase vasa. Gene Ontology annotation, biological process: cell differentiation; gamete generation. Gene Ontology annotation, cellular component: P granule; nucleus. Gene Ontology annotation, molecular function: RNA binding; ATP binding; RNA helicase activity. The record is from RefSeq and is a predicted model, not a curated record. Bases 237 to 2174 code for a protein of 645 amino acids. The transcript has 3 exons. NCBI's taxonomy places the organism in Eukaryota, Metazoa, Arthropoda, Insecta, Hymenoptera, Apidae.
UAUGGGCGUAUUAUAUUUACUACACGCUAGAAAACAAGAUAUUUAAUUAGUAUUGAUUGUCAUUUAUAUGUGCUUAAAUAAAACAGAUGAAGUAGAGAUGAAGUGAAGUAGAGACCAAUAUUAUAAUUAGUGUAUAAUUAAUAGUUUUACAAAUAUAUGUUUUGCAUUUCAACGCAUACAAAUAAAGCCAUAGUACAAAGGGAGAUCAUUAAGUCAAAGAAAAAAAGACGGAUACAAUGGAGUAUGAAUGGUCUGAAGAAUCUCAAACUUCUUAUGACAGUAAUGGACGUAGUUAUGGAAAAGGACGAGGCUUUAUAUCACAUAACAAUAAUUGUAAUACUUGGGAUUCUAAAGGCUCAGAAAAUGUCAAGAAUGGGCAAUCUAAUACUGACCAACUUUGGCAAUCUAAUACUGACCAACUUUGGCAAUCUGAUACUGAUGAUUACAAAUUAACCAGUAAUGUAGAAAACGACGGAGAAGGAGGAGGAAAAGGUGGAGAAGAAGGAGAAAAAGGCGGAGAAGAAGGAGGAAAAGGUGGAGAAGGAGGCAGAGGUAGAGGCAGAGGCAGAGGGAAAGGCAGAGGCAAAGGAGAAGGAGGAAAGGCAGGAAGGGGAGUUGGUCGAGGAAGAGGUGGAUUUAAAAAUAGGGAUGGAAAUGAUAAUAAUGAUUACAGAAGAAAUAAUUAUGAAGAUGAUGCUGAUGCUGGUAAUCAGAAUGACCAAGAUGGUAAACCAAAAAAAAUAUUUCCUAUACAAGGCAAUUCUGGUACAGAAGUGCCACAGAAACCUAGAGAACGGUACAUUCCACCAGACUUACCCAGUGAUGAAAAAACCUUAUUCAAAAGUGGUGUUGAAAUGGGUAUAAAUUUUGAUAAGUAUGACUUUAUUGGUGUUAAAGUAACUGGAGAGGAUCCACCUCUGCCAAUAGAAUCUUUUGAAAAUAUUGGCCUUAGAUCCAUUGUUUUACAAAAUAUAAAAAAGUCUGGAUACACAAAACCUACUCCAAUACAGAAGAAUGCCCUUCCAAUUAUAAUGAGUGGUCGAGAUUUAAUGGCUUGUGCACAAACAGGUUCAGGAAAAACUGCUGCAUUUGCAAUUCCCAUUAUACAUUUGUUAUUACAAAGAAGUGCUCCUCUAGGGUUAUCCUCGUCAUACUGUGAACCACAAGCUGUUAUCAUAGCACCUACUCGAGAACUUACUAUACAAAUAUGGCAGGAGAUUGUUAAGUUUUCAUACAGUUCAUUUUUAAAGACUUCAGUUGCAUAUGGUGGAACAUCUGUUAUUCACCAAGGGGGAAAGCUUUCUGCAGGUUGUCAUGUACUUGUAGCAACACCUGGAAGGUUAUUAGAUUUUGUAGAAAGAAAAAGAAUUAAGUUUUCUUCCGUACAGUUUCUUGUAUUGGAUGAAGCUGAUCGUAUGUUAGACAUGGGGUUUUUACCUAAUAUUGAAAAGAUUGUAGAUCAUGAGACAAUGCCCACAAUUAAGAGGCAAACAUUAAUGUUUUCUGCCACCUUUCCUGAUGAAGUACAGCAUUUGGCAAAAAGAUUUCUAAACAAUUAUUUGUUCGUCGCAGUUGGUACCAUAGGUGGAGCUUGUGCAGAUGUGGAACAAAAUUUUUACGAAGUUGCCAGGGGUAAGAAGAAAGACUUACUUAAAGAAAUUUUACAAAGAGAAUACGAUGCUGGUACAUUACGAGGUACUUUGGUGUUUGUUGAAAUGAAGAAGAAGGCAGACUUUAUUGCAGUUUUCUUGUCUGAGAGUAAUUUUCCUACUACCAGUAUUCAUGGCGACAGAUUACAGAGACAAAGAGAAGAAGCAUUAGCUGAUUUUAAAAGUGGGAAGAUGUUUGUUUUGGUAGCUACAGCUGUUGCUGCUAGAGGUUUAGACAUAAAGAAUAUAUCACAUGUUAUAAACUAUGAUUUACCAAAGGGAAUCGAUGAAUAUGUUCAUCGAAUUGGAAGAACCGGUCGUGUAGGAAACCGAGGAAGAGCGACUUCCUUUUUCGAACCAGACGAUGAUGCACCACUACGUGACGAUCUUAUUAAAAUAUUGAAACAAGCAGAACAACCUGUUCCAAAUUGGUUGUACGGUGGAAGUGCGAACAGAAGCUAUAUGCCAGGAAGAGGCACAAGCAGAUAUGGAGGUGCAGACAUUAGAGAGGUGUGUAACUUUUAAUUAUGUCUCCAUUAU